GCCAUCCUUAUCCUACAACGUUUCAUUGAAGGGAGAUAAUCAGAACCAUGUCAUCAAAACAAAAAAUUGUUCUGAAUAAUAUCUUUAUAUUUUUUGCAUUCAUUCCAAUAGUAAAGCAAGAACUAGUUUUGUUGCAAGUAUUAUAUCGUCAUGGAGAUAGAAGUCCUGUUGCACUAUACCCUAAGGACCCUAAUACAGAAAAAUCAUGGCCUAUGGGUCUAGGACAGCUUACAAAUGAAGGAAAAGAACAGGAGUAUCAACUUGGGCAGAUAUUAAGAAGACGUUAUGGAGAUAACCUCAAAUUCUUAAACAAAACAUUCAAUGUUAAAGAUGUGUAUGUUCGUAGCACAGAUUAUGAUCGUACAUUGAUGAGUGCCUAUUGUAUGCUAGCGGGACUAUUUCCACCUACAAAAGAAGAUUCAUGGAAUACAAAUAUAACAUGGCAGCCAAUACCUGUACAUACUGAACCAACCAAAGACGAUCAUCUUAUUUAUUUAGAUAAUCCUUGUCCUGUGUUUACGUCUAAGAUGGAGUAUUUUAUGUCACAUGAUCCAGAGGUCCUCCAAGUGAAAAAUGACACACAGGAUUUAGUGAAAUAUGUGGCUGAACAUUCUGGUUUACCAGCGACAUUUCAGGGAAUGAUGAAAAUAUUAGACACAAUAUUCUGUGAGCAAACUCAUAAUAAAAGCCAACCAGACUGGCUAAAUGCAGAGACUUUAAAAAGACUGAAUUAUAUACAGAAAACCUACAAGGUGAAAUGGUGGUACCCUACUCAUGAAAUGGCUGUUUUAAAAGGAGGCAAUUUAUUGAAGAAAAUCUAUGAAGAUAUGCAGACUAAACUGAACACACCAGCAAACCUUACACAGAAAAUAAUGGUUUAUUCUGCACAUGAUUCAACAGUUGCUGGCUUACUUAAAACAAUGAAGAUAUUCAAUGACAGAACUCCUACAUAUUCCUCCUGUGUAAUGAUAGAACUACAUGAUAAUAAUACAGUCAGGAUCUUAUAUAGAAAUGAUACAUUUACAGAUGAUAUUGUCACAUUGACACUUCCAGGUUGCAGCGAGUUUUGUGAUAUAGAUCAGUUUCAUACAAUACUGAAUGAUUCCAUGCCUGCUGAUUGGAGAAAGGCUUGUGGUUUAUCAGAUGCUAAUGAACAAAAUUUUAAGAAUAAUAUACUUGGAUAUUCUGUGAUGGCCUGCAUCAUUUUUCUGUUGAUGUUAUUAGUUGUAACAAUGUGUUGUAUUUACCAACGACAGAGAAAACAAUAUAGAUAUAUGGAGUUACCUACAGACAUGGCAGAGAGUUAAAUGUAACUAUUUGUGUGUUAAAAAGUGCAAUUUCUUUAUUUUAAGUGAUGUAGGAUUCAAUGGCAUAAUGUAUAAGGGUUAAUGUAUAGGACUAAAACUAGUGUUUUGGAUUGAGAUACUUAUAUCAUAGAAAAAUAUUUCUUCUUCCAUCGUAUGGAUAUUGAAAAUCUUACAUUGGAUGAGUGUAAGACAUAAAAAUCUCAAAAUAUAAGGAUAGCUUGUCAAGAUUUUUGUUAAGCAUGUCUAAUAGAAAAAAAUAUAGUAACUUUUCCUGUAGUGUCAAAGAUUUUACUGUCUGGCAGUCUUUCAAUGCUUGAUUCUUUUUCUUACCUAUUCAAUAUUCAAACUAAGCAUUUGCAUUGUCUCCAUAUAUAUAUUGGGUGAUUCACAAAUAUUGUGUACAUACCAACCACAAAUUUAUUUAACUUAAAGUGGAGUCUCACCUAAAGCUGAGGUAAUGAUGCUCUUCCUUAGGGCUGUUCCAGAAAAUACUAUGUCCCCCCCCCCCCCCCC
This is a messenger RNA of Mytilus trossulus (common blue mussel), 1820 nucleotides long. Its product is annotated as lysosomal acid phosphatase-like. The transcript has 11 exons. NCBI's taxonomy places the organism in Eukaryota, Metazoa, Mollusca, Bivalvia, Mytilida, Mytilidae. The record is from RefSeq and is a predicted model, not a curated record. Gene Ontology annotation, biological process: dephosphorylation. Gene Ontology annotation, molecular function: phosphatase activity. Bases 48 to 1307 code for a protein of 419 amino acids.